UUCAAAAUUAACAAAUGUGGAUAUACCAUUAAAGAUGCCAGAGACUUUGCUUCUAUAAAUUUCUGCCAUCUCAGCCUCAAAAACCACCACGGCACAACCACAUCUCUCUUUCUUGCUUCUUCCUUCAUCACCAUUAACGUAGCUUGACGGAGCCCCAAGAGAGACUAAGAUGGCCGAACAACAACUAGGAGUGCUGAAGGCACUCGAUGUUGCGAAAACGCAACUUUAUCAUUUCACAGCGAUUGUUAUCGCUGGAAUGGGUUUCUUUACUGAUGCCUACGAUCUUUUCUGUGUCUCUUUGGUGACCAAGCUUCUUGGACGCCUCUACUAUUUCAAUCCAUUAUCAGAAAAGCCUGGCUCACUUCCCCCUCACGUUGCGGCUGCGGUCAAUGGUGUGGCUCUUUGUGGGACUCUCGCUGGUCAGCUAUUCUUCGGAUGGCUCGGUGACAAGCUUGGAAGGAAAAAAGUGUAUGGUAUUACAUUGAUCAUGAUGAUCGUGUGCUCUGUGGCUUCCGGUCUCUCUUUUGGUAACCAAGCUAAGGGUGUCAUGACCACUCUUUGCUUCUUUAGGUUUUGGCUAGGAUUCGGUAUUGGAGGUGACUACCCUCUUUCUGCCACCAUCAUGUCCGAAUAUGCUAACAAGAAGACUCGUGGGGCUUUCAUCGCAGCAGUGUUCGCCAUGCAAGGUGUCGGUAUCUUGGCCGGAGGUUUCGUGGCACUUGCGGUUUCUACGAUUUUCGACAAGAAGUACCCAGCUCCAACCUAUUUAGUUGACAGGGCUCUCUCAACGCCUCCUCAGGCUGACUACAUCUGGCGAAUCAUCGUCAUGUUUGGUGCUCUACCAGCAGCCUUGACUUACUACUGGCGAAUGAAGAUGCCUGAAACCGCACGUUACACCGCUCUAGUUGCCAAGAACAUCAAACAAGCCACGCAAGACAUGUCCAAGGUCUUACAAGUGGAGCUUGAGAUGGAGGAAAGAGCAGAGGAUGUCGUUCAAGACCCUAGACUUAACUAUGGCUUGUUCUCCAAGGAAUUCGCCAGACGCCAUGGACUUCCCCUCCUCGGAUGUACAUCCACUUGGUUCUUGCUUGACAUUGCAUUUUACAGCCAAAACUUGUUCCAAAAGGACAUCUUUUCAGCUAUUGGAUGGAUUCCAAAGGCAGCAACCAUGAAUGGAAUCCAUGAGGUUUUCAUGAUUGCUAGGGCACAAACACUCAUUGCACUUUGCAGCACUGUCCCCGGCUACUGGUUCACGGUUGCGUUUAUUGAUAUUAUGGGAAGGUUUGCGAUCCAGCUAAUGGGCUUUUUCAUGAUGACUGUCUUUAUGUUUGCUAUCGCCUUUCCAUAUGACCACUGGAUCAAACCCGACAACCGUAUCGGAUUUGUCGUCAUGUACUCUCUCACUUUUUUCUUCGCCAACUUCGGGCCAAACGCAACCACCUUCAUUGUACCAGCUGAAAUCUUCCCAGCCAGGCUAAGAUCCACAUGCCAUGGAAUCUCGGCAGCGACAGGUAAGGCUGGAGCCAUUGUGGGAGCUUUUGGUUUCCUAUACGCAGCUCAACCACAAGACAAGACCAAGACAGACGCAGGAUAUCCACCAGGCAUUGGAGUUAAGAACUCUCUGAUCAUGCUUGGUGUCAUUAACUUUAUCGGUAUGCUCUUCACCUUCCUUGUCCCUGAACCUAAGGGGAAGUCCCUUGAAGAACUCUCCGGUGAGACCGAGGUUGAGAAAUGAUUAUGCCUUAAUAAUUUCAAUUGAUAUUUGUUUGUGUCCUUGUGCUUGUAACUUUUUGUGAAGUGUGACGUGAUAUUUGUAAUGGUGCGCCUGUACUUUUGUAUAAUUUAAGCAAUUCUCAAAGAAUUGAUAAGAAGUAAGCAUUUGUACAUAUUGAUUCUUUCAAUUUUGUUACUUACAA
Molecule: messenger RNA, 1916 nt
Organism: Eruca vesicaria subsp. sativa (arugula)
Lineage: Eukaryota; Viridiplantae; Streptophyta; Magnoliopsida; Brassicales; Brassicaceae
Source: the annotation of a GenBank genome assembly